Messenger RNA from Loxodonta africana (African savanna elephant), 2958 nucleotides. RefSeq names its product elongation factor 1 (gene ELOF1). The coding region runs from base 2076 to 2327 and encodes 83 amino acids. Gene Ontology annotation, molecular function: RNA polymerase II complex binding. Gene Ontology annotation, biological process: transcription elongation by RNA polymerase II. The record is from RefSeq and is a predicted model, not a curated record. The transcript has 4 exons. Gene Ontology annotation, cellular component: transcription elongation factor complex. NCBI's taxonomy places the organism in Eukaryota, Metazoa, Chordata, Mammalia, Proboscidea, Elephantidae.
UCUUCCGAGUCCUUCUUCCAGCCCCUGUUGGCGCGCCUGGGUCUUAUGUCACCAGACUGACAGGCCGAGGCCUCUGAAGUCUUUAUGUGGAGGCCAGCCCCCUUUCCUAGGGACGGGGGGCGACAGUCACUGGGUUAAACAGGAAGAUUCUGGGGCCCAUCCUCGUAGAUCCUGAUUCAGAAGACUUAUUUAGUCAUUCAACAAAUAGUUAUUGAGCCCUUAAGGUAUGCCAGGCACUAUUUUGAGUGCUGAGGAUUCAGCAAUGGACCAAACACAGAUCAACAUCUGGGGUUUCGCUGCUCCUUUCCUCUUCUGUCGCUUCUCAUACCCUUGUCUGCAUUGCUGAGCUCAGUCGUAUCACUCUUUCUCUUUCUCGAAAAGGCUUACCCUACCUCAGGGACUUUGCACUUCUCAGUCCCUCUGCCCGGACUGCCUUGUAUGGCUGCCUUCUCUCAUCAUUCAGGACCAGCUUAAAUGACACCCAGAGAGUCCUUCCCUCUCCACCCUUAUCUGAAGUAACCUCCCUUCAGAAGCAUUCACUUAGCACGAUUGCAUUAACCUCAUAGCACUUACCAAUAUUUGAAAUUAUUUCAUUUAUUUGUUUACAUGUAUCUGUCUUCCUCCACUACAAUUUAAGUGCCAUAAGAGCAGACUCCUUGCUUGCCUUAUUUAUUGCAGCAUCACUAUGGCUUAGUGUAAGGCCUGGCAUUUGUUCAUUCACUCAUUCAGUAAAUAUUUAUAGGUGCCAACUCCACGCCAGGAGCAGUUCUAAGAUCUGGAGAGAUAGCACUAAACAAAGAAAAGACACAACUUCCUGCCCUCAUGGAAUUUACAAUUUGGAGGAUGAGUGGAUGGGCAUGGGGAUGCAGGGAAACCGAUGAGGAGGCUGCUGUGAUGAUUCGAGCCAGAGAUGACUGUGACUCAGACCAGGGCGCUGACCAUGGAGGUGGUGAGAAGUAGGCAAAUUCUAGAUACAUUUUACAGGUAGAGUGGCACAAUCAGAUAAGAAGUAUAAGAGAGAAAAAUUGAGGAUGAAUCCAAAGAGCUGGGCCUGAACACCUGGAAAGAUAGAGUUGCCAUCACCUGAGAUGAGGAAGACUUUGGGAAAGUGGGUUGAACUGUCAGGAGCUAGGUCUUCUACAAGUUACAUUUAAACGUUAUUAGACAUCAAAUAGAGGUGUGGCGGAGACAUGUAGAUGGGCAAGUCUGCGGUUCAGGGAAGAUAUGCCUUGGAAGAAGUACGGCCAGAAUGCUCCUUAGAAGCAAGGAUGGUGAAACUAUGUCUCACAUACUUUGGACAUGUUAUCAAGAGGGACCAGUCCUUGGAGAAGGACAUCAUGCUUGGUAAAGGGUCAGCAAAAGAGAGGAAUACCCUCAACAAGCUGGAUUGACAUGGUGGCUACAGCAGUGGGCUCAAGCAUAGUGACAGUGUGAGGAUGGCACAGGACCGGGAGUGUUUUGUUCUUUUGUACAUAGGGUUGCUAUGAGUUGAAACCAACUCGAGGGCACCUAACGAUGACAACAUUGUGGCCAGAGUUGGAAGUCAUCAGUGUAGGGGGCCACAGAGAUUGAGCUCCUGGGCUCUGUUAUCAUUAGAACAGUCUGGUGGUGAAGAAGCAGCAGAGGAGAAUGAAAGGAAUCACUAGGGAGGUGAGGGGUUGGGACAGUGCAUGGUUCUGAGAGCCACACAGGAAAGGCAGGAGGAGAGACGAAAAGUGACAAGUGUCCUGAGGAGUGAGGACUGCCUGUUGGGGUCGGCAGCAUGGUGACCUUAGCAGGUAGGGAGGAGCGGAGAGAGAAUAGGAGGGAACACAGCGAGUCCAGACAGCUCUAUACUAGAAAAGCCAGCAAAGAGAAAAGGUGGUAGCUGGAAGAGGUGGUUUUGUUUUUUGUUUUUUUUAAUGAUGGAAGAGAUAAUAACUAUAUUCGUUAAUGAUUCAAUGGAGGGAAAAUUUGAUGUUGCAGGAGAGAGAGGAGAUGGGAUCCAGGGCACAAGGGAACAAGUUGCUUUUGAGGGGAGCACAGACAUUCUUCCAUAGCAAAGGAAGGAAGGUCAGGUUCACACUCCUGGGGAUAUGGGACGCAGAAAGUCAAAACGGAAGCCACCCCCCAAGAAGAAGAUGACAGGCACCCUAGAGACGCAGUUCACCUGCCCCUUCUGCAACCACGAGAAGUCUUGUGACGUGAAAAUGGACCGUGCCCGCAACACUGGAGUCAUCUCUUGUACUGUGUGCCUAGAGGAAUUCCAGACGCCCAUCACAUAUCUCUCAGAACCAGUGGACGUAUACAGCGAUUGGAUAGAUGCCUGUGAGGCGGCCAACCAAUAGCAGCACAGAAGACCCACCCCUCGCACCCGCCCACCGUGUACCAAGCCAGAGACAUUCCAGGGGUGCAGGGUGUGGGUCCAGGGCUGUCCCGGCCCUCUGUGGGCGUGGGUUGAUUGUGUGUGGCUGCAAGCGUGUGUGACUGCAAGUGUGUGUGACAGUGCCCAUGAGUGUGUGUGUGCUAGUGGACACAGGGUGGAGUUGAGUCCUUGCUGGGGCUGAGGGGCCUGAACUGGCCUCACCUGGCUCACAAGCCUUUGGCUUGCUGCCUUCUCCUGGUCCUUGACCCUCCCUGGCUUUGGGGCCUUGGCUCCUCCUUCUGACAUCCCUGGGUGCGGGCAGAUCCAGCAGAGGCUGCGGCGGGGACUUCUCCAGCCUCUCCUCGCCCACCUCACCAGCACCUUGCCCAUUUUAACUGGACUUUCCACCUUCCUUCCUUGCCUUCCAAUGCCUGAAGCCUGGGAUUUGAAGCCACAGUCUCGAAGGCCCCGUGGCUCCUCCCUGGCAGGGCCUGGACUACCCAUGUUAACCCGAAGGCUCUGUUUCAUGUUUAGUUGCUUUUGUAGAGGAAGAAGGGGCUGGGUUGGGAACAACUAUCAGUCACAAGUCCUUAAAUAAAGUUGCUGGUGCCAGA